Molecule: messenger RNA, 2062 nt
Organism: Morus notabilis
Lineage: Eukaryota; Viridiplantae; Streptophyta; Magnoliopsida; Rosales; Moraceae
Product: putative glycerol-3-phosphate transporter 3
Exons: 4
Coding region: 188-1693 (501 amino acids)
Biological process (GO): transmembrane transport
Cellular component (GO): membrane
Molecular function (GO): transmembrane transporter activity
Source: RefSeq, a predicted model, not a curated record
CGCUAUUUGAAUACUAGUUUAUUUAUUUAUUUUUUAUUUUUGGUGGAAUCGGUGAUGAGUGCGUGGGAGGUCAAAAGAGUGGUUUUUGACACGGAAAGUUGGAGUUUUAGAUCUGCCAUAGAUGCUCGAGAUCUGUGCUUGAGAAGUUGUUUUAAUUUUUAUUGGUGGGAUCCCUCGACUUCUGUUUAUGGGCCGUAAAAGGCCCUCAAGAUACUCUGGUCCUCUUGCCUUUCGAUUCAGACAUAUUCUUCCCAGAAGUUUGGAAGCCAUGAAGACAAGAAAGAUUUUUGGGGUUUCCCUCUCUAUCAUCCUCAUCAACUUGGCUGCUAUAAUGGAACGCGCUGACGAAAAUCUCCUCCCAUCCGUUUACAAAGAAGUCAGUGAAGCUUUUAGUGCAGGUCCAUCUGACCUUGGCUACCUCACAUUCAUAAGGAACUUUGUGCAAGGAAUUUCAUCACCAUUAGCAGGUGUUCUAGUCAUCAACUACGAUCGCCCUACGGUUCUUGCAAUGGGAACCUUUUGCUGGGCAUUAUCGACUGCUGCCGUGGGAGCAAGCCAGCAUUUUAUGCAAGUUGCAUUCUGGAGAGCGGUUAAUGGCUUUGGAUUGGCUAUUGUGAUACCGGCACUUCAGUCUUUUAUAGCUGAUAGCUAUAAUGAUGGUAUGAGAGGGACUGGUUUUGGUUUGGUAGGCCUCGUUGGUACUUUUGGUGGCAUAGGAGGUGGUGUGGUGGCCACAGUUAUGGCUGGCCAGCAGUACUUUGGUAUGCCGGGAUGGCGUUUCGCUUUCAUUAUGAUGGCAACUUUGAGUGCUGCGAUUGGAGUUCUUGUUUUCUUGUUUGUGGUUGACCCAAGAAAAGCAACUAGUGUCACUCAUAACACUGCUGAUGUUUCUGAGAGGGAUGAACUGCUAGAUAAAGGCAAUUCUAGUGUAGCAUCAGUUUGGCUUGAGUCUUGGACGGCCAUGAAAGCUGUCACAAAAGUGCAAACAUUUCAAAUAAUUGUGUUGCAGGGUGUUGUUGGAUCGCUUCCAUGGACUGCCAUGGUGUUCUUCACCAUGUGGUUUGAACUAAUCGGCUUUGAUCACAAUGGUGCAGCAACUCUUCUUAGCCUUUUUGCCAUUGGAUGUGCUAUGGGCUCACUGGUUGGAGGACUAAUAGCAGACAAACUCUCUCAAAUCUACCCUCGCUCGGGUCGCAUAAUGUGUGCUCAGUUCAGCGCCAUUAUGGGCAUCCCGUUCUCAUGGUUCCUACUCAAGGUGAUUCCACAGUCAGUGAACAGCUACCACAUCUUUUGUGCCACUCUCUUCCUGAUGGGCUUAACCAUCAGUUGGAAUGGUUCUGCUGCAAAUGCUCCUAUGUUUGCUGAGGUAGUUCCCACCAAGCACAGGACCAUGAUCUACGCCUUUGACCGUGCUUUUGAGGGCUCAGUCUCUUCGUUUGCUGCUCCACUGGUCGGUAUUCUUUCGGAGAGGAUGUUUGGCUACGAUUCAAAAGCGGUAGAUCCAGUAUUGGGGUCCAAGAGGGAGGCCUUUGCGCUGUCUCAGGGGCUUCUUUCAAUGAUGGCCGUUCCCUUCGGCAUUUGUUGCUUGUUUUACACCCCUUUGUAUAGGAUUUUCUGGAAGGACCGUGAGAAUGCUAGAAUGGCCUGUGUGAAAGAGGAAGAGAUGGUUUCACGAAAAGCAUUUGAUGCUUAGUAUCAACUUUUUUUUUUGUUUUGGCAAUUUUCUCGAGAUUUUGGGAUCAUAGCUUCAGCCAUUUCAGGUGCAUAUAUAUUUUUUUCCCAGCAAGAAUUAUACCAUGGAACUUCAAAGACAUCGAGUUUUGCCAUCAUGAAAGUUACAUGUUUUCUAGAUCUCUAUAGGAGAUGGUUCUUCAUAGAGGCAGAGCCUGUUGUAUUGAAAUAAUGUUUACAUUUCAGGGACUGAUUUUUGUAUUGUCAGAAAUACUGAUCAGAUGAUAUAUACGGCUCAUUAGGAAACAGGGAAGUUUUCCCUCAAACGCCUAGAGAUACCCAUUUCAUCAAAACGUGCCAAAUAAAAGUGACAUUUUGUUUGCUCAAUGUG